UUCAUUGAUUAUUAUGGAGUCUUUACACUCCCCUCUCAACGUAAAACUUCACCGUCACUGUUCACUAUCUCUGUUUUCGAUUACUUCAUGCCCUCUUCAAUGCCAGUCUUCACGUUCACGCUUUUUCACGUCGUCUAAGUUGGCAGCUGCAAAGAAACGAGUUAAAACGAUUCAUUGUGAGUUUGACGGCAAAGUUAACGGCGCUUUAUCUUCUGACUUAGACUCUCGCUUCCUUGACAGGCAAAAAGCACUGGAUGCGGCAAUGAAUGACAUAAAUAGCUCAUUUGGAAAAGGAAGUGUUACAAGAUUGGGUAGUGCUGGUGGAGCUCUUGUUGAAACAUUUCCCAGCGGCUGUUUAACACUAGAUUUGGCCUUAGGUGGUGGACUUCCUAAAGGAAGAAUUGUAGAGAUAUUUGGACCAGAAAGUAGUGGAAAGACAACUCUUGCACUCCAUGCAAUUGCAGAAGUGCAGAAGCUUGGAGGCAAUGCAAUGCUUGUGGAUGCAGAGCAUGCUUUUGAUCCUGCGUAUUCGAAAGCAUUGGGUGUGGAUGUAGAAAAUUUGAUUGUUUGCCAACCUGAUAAUGGAGAGAUGGCUCUAGAAAUUGCAGAUCGUAUGUGCAGAUCUGGUGCCGUUGACCUUAUUUGUGUUGAUUCUGUAUCAGCUCUUACUCCAAGAGCAGAGAUUGAAGGUGAGAUCGGGAUGCAGCAAAUGGGAUUGCAAGCUCGCCUCAUGAGCCAGGCUCUACGUAAAAUGUCAGGAAAUGCCUCUAAAGCUGGUUGUACUCUCAUUUUUCUCAAUCAGAUCAGAUAUAAGAUUGGUGUAUAUUAUGGGAAUCCAGAAGUCACUAGUGGAGGAAUAGCACUAAAGUUUUUCGCCUCAGUUCGUCUAGAAAUACGUUCUACAGGGAAGAUAAAAUCUGUUAAAGGAGAUGAGGAUAUUGGACUUCGAGUUCGUGUAAGAGUGCAAAAGAGUAAGGUAUCAAGGCCAUACAAGCAAGCAGAGUUUGAAAUCAUAUUCGGAGAGGGAGUGAGUAAACUGGGAUGUGUUUUGGAUUGUGCUGAAAUGAUGGAUGUUGUGGUAAGGAAGGGAGCUUGGUAUAGCUACGGAGACAAUAGGUUAGGACAGGGGAGAGACAAAGCAUUACAGUACCUGAGAGAGAACCCUAUUCUCCUCGAUGAAAUAGAGAAGAUAGUUCGAUCUACAAUGGCUGAUGGGAUGGUACAUCAAGGUGUGUCUCAUUUGAAGAGCUUAGUACAGCCUCAUCAGGAUGAAAAUACUUUUGACGAUAUUUAGCAAGUCUCAUUUGAAGAGCUUAGUACAGCCUCAUCAAGACGAAAAUACUUUUGAAGAUAUUUAGCAAGACAAAUCGGAUUUAUUCAUAACUAUCAGAAUUCACAGGCGGAAAACAGAUGGAACGAUUUUUUCCAGAUGCAUCAUAUUUGUAGUAAGCAAGAUUUGGUGCUUUGAUGUACAUACCCCUCGAUUCCGCGAGAUGAAAACAACAAAACCUCUCUUUACCGAGUUAAUGCUCAUGAAAAUUCAAUUCGCUUUUAUUUUGUUGCUGUUUGAUGAUGUAGAGGAAGGUGAAAGGAGAGGGAAUGGAAUGAAAUUAAACAAUUUUUUUAGUUG
Pistacia vera is the source of this 1630-nucleotide messenger RNA. RefSeq names its product DNA repair protein recA homolog 1, chloroplastic. The coding region runs from base 14 to 1294 and encodes 426 amino acids. The transcript has 13 exons. NCBI's taxonomy places the organism in Eukaryota, Viridiplantae, Streptophyta, Magnoliopsida, Sapindales, Anacardiaceae. The record is from RefSeq and is a predicted model, not a curated record. Gene Ontology annotation, biological process: DNA repair. Gene Ontology annotation, molecular function: ATP binding; ATP-dependent DNA damage sensor activity; single-stranded DNA binding.